CUAUCUCUUAAUGAACACCGCUUAAAUUUUAAAAAACACACAUAGACGCCGAACGGCGAGGACGCGCGGUCAAACCAGAACAGUUGAAAUACCAUGGAUUGAGGAUUUGUCUGCUGUUUAAACCUACAUCAAAGGAUGGAUAAUAUGCAUGCGAUACUUUUUACGUUUUUGUUACUUUUCAACAUUCAACAGACAAAUGCAGUUGCUACUUCUUUGGAGGUUGCAGCGGGCGAGACAAACUUGAUUCAGUUACAACAAGGAGGUUCGGUUGAGGUAAAUCUUGUGUACGAAGCCACCGAUACGGCAACAUAUACUUUCGAAGCCAGUCUUGAUACUGGGACAGUUUUUGCCACCUCUGGUGCAACAACAGACAACACUCUGAAAACUAUUCGGUACACAAUAACUCCUAGUUUCGUCACCGAUGGAUGGGGAACGUAUCUGCUGAACUUCACCCUCGAUGAUGGGUCUUCAGGGGUAGAUGUCUACAAGGAGGUUGUGCUAUUUUACGAAGAGGCGAUUACAGGAUUUCAGAUAUCAACCUCGAACACCUUUCUGGCUCUAGAUGAAGUAUCGUCAUUCACUGCUACGUUUGCAUCUGGUUCCAAUGUUGAAACAGAAUGGUUUUUAGACACAAAUGAUACGUGUCUGAUGCAACACACGGGAAGCGGCGCACGUGACUACGUUCUUAAUUUUACAUUUACCGUAAGCGGUACCCACAAUGUUACGGCCGUGGCGGCUAACACAGUAUCAAGAACGUUUCACUCAAUUAUUGUGGAGGGUAUUUACAAGAUCAGCGGUAUAACUGUAACGACAUCAAGUACAGCUAUUGGAACAAAUGAACAGUCCAAUUUUACAAUCACUCUAGCCAAUACCGUCAAUUUACCUCUAGGUGGGUUAAAAGUUAAUGUAACCUUCGGUGAUGGAUCCACCGAUCAAACUGUGGAUUUGUCGACGGAAAUAACUGCAAUGCAAGGUGCUGGACACAUCAUUCAACAUUCCUAUGCAACUCAAGGAAACUAUACAGCUACUCUGGUAUUCUAUAACGAGGUAGGCUCAUUAACAGUCACUAAGGAAGUAUAUAUUUGGGACCAACUUUCGGUAACAUUAAGUUCAGCUUUCUCGUGUGAAGCCGGCCAAGCACUGGCGUUUGACUUUGUUUCACCACCAAGUUCAAGUUUUCAAUUUUCUAUAUCAUAUGGAGAUGGUAACUUGUAUGAGAUAACAGAUGCUGAUUUGAGUCAGUCGUAUUCAUUUUCACCUUGGAACCAUACAUACAACAGCUCGGGGACUUUUAAUGUCACUAUGACUGCAUGGAAUCCGUUUUACGUCAGUGUUUGUUCUUACGAAGUGAUGGCUCAGGCCGCUUUAUUGCCCGAUAAUACAACAUUGACACCCCUCUCUGACGAGAUUCCCUACCCAGACGGUGUAGUCAACUUUACCUUACUCGUGACUGUUGACGCGCCUACACCAACCGCAGUGUUGUGUACUUUUGACUAUGGUGAUUCUACUGCUAUGGAUGUGAACGAAAGCACUGCCUUUGACUAUAACGUACCUGUUAUCAAACCUCACACAUAUACCACAGGAGGAACAUUUACCUUUUCAGUUAUUUGUUCCAAUAUGAUAAGUACCAUGCAGAAGACAGCCACGAUAGUUGUACGGACAUUUACUGUGCAGGACUUUGGAAUCGAAGUUUCAAAUCCAUUUCCCAUGAAUAUGACAACAGAAGCAUUUACCCCUACAACGGAAUACCGACAUCCUGUGAAAGCUGUACCAGUCCCUACAGAGGUAAUAUUCACCGUCACCUUAUUCGGCUGUUCAAGAAUGCCCCCAAAUAUAACGGCCUCUUGGAAUUUUGGUGACGGUACAGCUGUAUCCCAUCUACAAUCGACGUUAGAUGAACAUCAUACAUACAGCGUCAGGGAAAGUGUACCCGUAAGUGUUGUGCUUCAAACCGAUGAUGGACAAACAAAAACUAUUUCAAUAAAUCUUGUACUUGGAGUCACUAAUUUUAUCUCUAACGUCAAAGCAGCAGCUGUUACUACAGGCGUUUUUACAGUAACCGCUACGGGUAUGCCAGGAUCACCUACUUACGACUUUGAUUUCGAUUCUUCCGACACUCCAACUUGCAGUGGUGGCCAAUGUACAAUUUCUUACAGCGAGUAUGGUUCAUAUUUACCAAAGGUCACUGCAACAAAUGGUAGUUUAAUAGAGAUUGUUUACCUCUCUGAACUUCUGUCGGCCGACUAUGAUAUAACCGGCAAUCUUGCUAUUGAAUUCAGCAAUACAACAGUUAUGCUACCUCCUGGUACUGUCACAAUAACCAUCACUUCAGCCAAUGGUGCGUCUUUUCCGUAUGUCACAUGCAGUUUGCUCUCUGGUGAUUUGAUUGAUAAUUCGCUGCACGUUCGGGUGCACAAUAUAACUUCAACUUCGCCUAUGAUUUUCCCCUACACUUAUCAAACUCUUGGAAACCAUAGUUUAUCUGCGAAUUGUUCUAAUAAUUUGGCAACCAUUCCUAUUACGAACAGCAUAUAUGCACAAAACCCAUGCUUUACGAAAAAUGGAAUAUUUGACCGACAGUAUUCAGUUGUAUCCAAUCCUAUGAAAGUUUACACGUCACAGGAUGUGUAUCUGUCAAGCAGAAUGGGAGUAAUUUGCAUAGAUAAAACAGCCGGUUUCCAGUGGGAAAUUUUCUCUAAUUACACUAGUGACGUAAACAAGACGCCUUUUCCAUAUACUAAUCCUAUCAAUCCAUCUAAAGGCACGAUGCUUUUUCCACGGGGUAGAAUAGCGGAAGGUGUGUAUCUGGUCACUUUAAACGUUUCCCUGGAUGGAACAUGGAUCGAGGAACCGAUCUUCGUCCAGUUCGUCAAACCAGCGCCAUAUGCUUUUAUUGUGGACGGAUCGAAAAAGUUGGCUAGAAAGAUGGACGAGAUCAUUGAUAUCAAUGCCCUGGAUGAAUCAUAUGAUGCUGAGGGAGGAUUUGGAGUGAAUGGAAAUUUACAAUUCUCAUGGGAAUGCAUAACAGUAAAUACAUCGAAUUUAACAGCGUUAGAAAAAAUCGUACACAACAAUUAUACAAGCACAACCAUUGCCAUUGGAAACUGUGUUUUGGACGAAGGAGCCGUGGCAGGGAAGAAGAAACUGAACAUCACCAGCUUCCCCGGCUACGUGAUCAGCGUCACGGUCAGUGAUGGAAAGAAGGCCUCUCAAUUUACUCAGAUGUUAAGCGUUCUGGAGGGAGACCCUCCUAAUAUGAAAUUAGAGUGCAUCAUUAACUGCAAGGAGAAAUUAGCUAUCACCUCGAAAAUGAACGUGCUGGCGAAAUGUUUGGAUUGUACCGCUUCAGAGGUCCCGACAUAUUCCUGGAGUUUAGAGGAGUCGAUCAACGGAAUAUGGACCGCCAUUGAUUUGGCCUCUAAAACAGCAAACGGAAUAGAUAAUCAAGCAUUGGUGGUGAAGGAAAACACACUGGAUGCUGGUAAAAGAUAUGUGAUCAAGCUUACGACCACUUUGGACACGCGGUCGGGGCCCAGCACCGUGAUCAUGGACAUACGCACCAAUUAUCCGCCCUACAACGGCGUCUGCACAGUCACCCCCACGAAAGGCACAGCUUUGCAAGACAAGUUCAGCAUUGAAUGUUCGAACUGGAUAGACGAGGGUGUCUACAUGGAUCGAAACCUAACACGUGACAAGCAAAAUGGCGAACCUCUGACCUACCUGUAUGAAACUGUAACCAAAAGAAACUUAUCUACUGGGAUCGAAGACAUAAAAACCGAGGUGUUCCGGGGAGGUGAGAGCACCGUCAGUGAUGUCCCCUUACAAUUGGGAGAUCCAGCAUUCGACUACAAUGUCACCGUUCAAGUUCAUAUAUUUGAUAGGAUCGGGGAUAAGAGCACCUUUUCAACCGAAAUCAGGGUUAUUCCAAUGCCGAAUGUCACUCCAAACUCGAGUUCCGACACCGCCGCCAUCACCUCGCUCUUCCAGUCCUUUGAAUCGGCUUACAAUAUUACGAAUGCCGGUGGAAAUGAUAUGGGCGUGGUCAGGCUUAUCAGCUCAGUCUCCUCCUACAUCGUCGAUUCAACUGAGGGAGAUUCAACAGGAACUACGGAAGAGGACAUUUUGUCUGGCAGUACGUCGGUGACCUCUUCCACAACAAGUCCAGUGACGAAAUUAUACCAAGAGAAAACAACAGAAAUGACCAGCAUGCUUCUACAAACCGUCAGUUCCGACUCAACCACCACAAAGCAAUUCAGUCCGACAGACGUACAACAAAUCUCGUCUGCUCUGGAAUCUGUGACGCGGAACACAGCAUACAUCACCAGUGAUUCAGCAGUUGCCUCAACUUCAGUGGUCCAGGCAAUGAUGACAAGUAUGAAGAAUUCAUCCAUGGCUAAACCAUUUCCCGUGGAAAGCUUACAGAGCAUUCAAAGUUCUAUACAAAGUACUGCAAAGGUUUUGGAUAGUAUUUUGACGUCCAUGUUACCUGCUGCUGUAAUGGAUUUAACCGCUGAGAUCACAGUUGAAUCUAUCAUUGCUGAACUGACGGAUACACAAGAACAAGAAAAAACCCAGGCUGACCUUCUGGGAACUACAAUGACCCCAAUGACAACUGAGGAAAUCCGGACAAAGGCCGAACUUUUGUACAAAGUCAGAAUCGAAGAACAGCAAAAGCAACAACAACAGGCAGUCUUUGCACAGGAAAACAUAGGUAAAAUCGAAUCUGCAUUAUUGGACAUGCAAGCCGUCCUUUUGUUAACGCAAGAGGUUGGCGAAGGAGCAUCUCUUUUAUCACAAGGCGGCCUGAAAGUCAGUACUGAGAAAGUUACGAUCGCAAGUAUCAUGAACAGAACGGAGCAGCUUAUUAGUGGAAUCCAGCUCGACUUUGGAACCGACGGAAAUAGCUCUGGGGAUGGGAACCAGACAAUACUGGACGUGAAGAUUGCUGUUCAUGACAAGAACCCCUAUAUGUUCGGAUCUGACGCCUCCGCAGUGACAUCCCCCGUGACAUCCGUCAUGGUAAGCGGAGACAUUCGCCCGGAUGUGAAAUUCGACAACAAAAGAAGUGUACAGUAUCAGGAUUACAUACCGAAAAUGGACCCCAAUGAUCCGGAGAAAAUCAUUUACAUCUCAUUCAGGAUGGAAAACGAGGGGGACGUGGCCAUCGCCUACGUGAAACCACACAAUAUGGAUCCCAAUGUACAGAGCACGUGGUCUCUGUACACACUGUAUUUUGGUGAUCUGACGUAUCCAAAGUCCUCCUCCUACGACUUCUCUAAGACGUUAAGUACCGCUGACUGGACAGGAUACGGGUUUAAAUCUUUCAUCAGACAAGGACUGUGUAGUAAAGGAACGUGUUAUAUUGGCCUCAAACCCAUAGAAGUGGCAGACUACAGUUCGUUUGCUGUAAGAACCAGGAAAAAGCGUCAGGCGAUUUCAGCUACAACAGCCGCGCCGUUAGGUUCCACAAACUCCACUUUGCAAGCAGUUGACGCCAAUUUCAGUGUCAUCAUCGUGACGACGGGCUGCAGAGCGUGGGAUGCCCGCGCGAAGGCUUGGGUUUCUAAUGGCUGCACGGUCUUACCAAUGAGCACUCUUAAUGAGACAAUAUGCAGGUGCCCCAGCACCUCGUCAGGAAACAUUUUUGCGUCAACCUUCUACGUUCCCCCCAACAUGAUUGAUUUCAAUACCGUUUGGAGUAAAUUUGAUCCUUCUAAUGCAGCUGUUUAUGGCACCGUAAUCGCCCUUCUUGUGAUUUACGUCAUAGCAGCCAUCUUUCUACGUAGAGAGGACAAUAAGGAUGCAGAAAGGUGGGCUAUUCACUUCCUGGUGGACAGUGACGCCACUGAUGACUAUUUCUACAUGAUUACGGUUCAUACUGGUCUCAGACGUGGAGCAGGAACAAAAUCCGUGGUCAAUUUCGUCCUGGCGGGGGAGGAGGACGACUCCGGUGUACGAAUCCUCAGCGACGGCAUGAAAGAGGGUUUCAGUACUGGCAGUGUUAAGAAGUUCUUCAUGGGUACAAAAGAUUCUCUUGGUUCGCUAACUUACAUACGUGUCUGGCAUGACAAUUCCGGAUCUGGAGACACUCAAAACUGGUAUCUUAACAAAGUUGUGGUGGAUGACCCUCAGACCAACACGAGAUAUGUGUUCCUUUGUGACCGAUGGUUGGCAUUGGAUCAAGAUGAUGGACAGGUCGAACGGGUCGUUCCAGUUUGCGGAAGAGACAAUCUAGUGGCAUUCAGUACUCUAUUUUCCCAGCAUGCUCAAUUCAAUUUAACCGAAAACCACCUCUGGCUUUCUCUCAUGAUCCGCCCAGAAAGAAGUCCAUUCAGCAGACUCCAACGUUUAUCAUGUCUGUUGGCUCUCUUAUUCCUGACAAUGAUUGCGAACGCCAUGUUCUUUAAAUCCUCCUCUGAAGACCAAAACACCAACGAAGUCCAGAUUGGUUUCCUUCGCUUCUCUCUAUCCACUGUCUAUGUAUCUUUAAUCGGAAUAGCAUUGACUACACCUCCAAUCAUGUUUGUCACAAUGGCAUUCAAAAAGUGUAAACCGAAAAUGGAAAUAAACCACAAAAAUGAAAAAACAGCUGCAGACCUGAACGUAAAAGUCAAAAGAAAUAUGAAUGAAGGAUUGAAAAAGAGGGCUUUUAACGGCGAGGAUUUCUUCACCAAGGACCAUCUCCCAUUGCCCCACUGGAUUGCUUAUGUUGCCUGGGUUGUCGUGUGGUUAGCUGUCAUUACUUCUGCGUUUUUCCUCAUCCUAUAUAGUAUGGAAUGGGGGAAAUCUAAGGCCGAAGAAUGGCUCUCUUCUUUUUUCUUCUCCUUCUUUGAGUCCUUGAUUUGUGUCGAUCCAUUAAAGGUAAUAGUUAUCGCUGUCUUGCUUGCAAUGCUGUUUAAACAACCGGCAGAUGGCGAAACACCAGGGAUGGAUCUCAGCAAGUUAAAAUCAGCGGCCUCUCAAUAUAAUUCCGGCUCAGAACGCAGUUACAUGGCAUUCGUGAAUGGGAUAUUCAACAAAUCCGAACCUCCGCCUCAGUCAGAUCUGGAAAAGCUGAGGGCAAAAAGAAAGCAGGAACUCCGAGCACAGGAGGCGCUGAUGAACCUCAUCUUUUAUGCCAUUUUCAUGUUUAUCAUCUAUAGCAUCAGCUACAUUGAGCGCGACCAUAGAGCCUUUUUCAUGAAAUCCAAUUUAGAGAACUACCUCGUGGGCCAUGGCUAUGGACAGUUGGGUUUCUCCGGGAUCAACCAAACUAAAGACUUUUAUUCCUGGAUGGAUAAGACUUUCAUUCCAACUUACUACCCAGAAACGCAAUACUCGGGUGCCAGUCUGGGAGUUCAAGAUAAAAAGUACUUUGGGGACCUUUCAAGCAUUCGUGUAGGACCUGGACGACUUCGACAAGUCCGCAUGGGAAAGGGGGAAUGUUAUUACCAUAAACUGACUUGGCCUUACUACUGUGUUAACUACUACGACAUGUAUCAAGAGGAUGAGAAGGAGUACUGUCUUGGAUGGAAAACUUUCAAUGCUACUGCUUGCGACACAGCUGAAUACAAGGCCCUCUUCCAAACGUCGGAAGCCUGGCGAUUCACGAAAGCUAUUGAUAUUUGGGGUCUCCCAUUAACAGGCGAAUACAAUACGUACGGGGGAGGUGGUUACAUCCUUAAGUUACCGGCCAGCAGACUACAGGCCAAGAAUCUGAUGAGCGAACUGGAAACUUACAACUGGAUUGACAGGGGCACCCGCGCCAUCUUGGUGGAAUUUACUCUUUAUAACCCAAAUGUUAAUCUUUUUACUUAUGCAACGUACAUUACAGAAAUAACAGAAAUGGGCGGGUCUUUCACGUGGACCGAGACCAAUCCGUUUAGACCGAUAGUUUCACUGGAUGCAAUGGGAACCUUUGCCAUGAUUUGCUACUUUGUGUACAUUGUGUAUCAACUUAUUCUCACUUUCAAUACAUUCAAGGGAAUUCGAAAGGAUGGACUUUGCAAAUAUUAUAAAGUAACUUGGAACAUUGUGGAUACCGUCUGUUUGUUUCUGGGAUAUGCGGCUAUCACCAUCUUUAUUCUUAGACUGAUGUACACAAAUACAGCCAUGGACAAGUUUUACGACGACAAACUAACAGGAGAAAAUAAUUUCAUCAAUUUCUUUCAUAUUGUUGUUUGGGAUAUGGUAUUUAACAUCCUCAUGUCCAUUCUCGUGUUCAUUGCCACUCUGAGAAUACUUCGAAUCCUCGGUUAUAAUCAGAAGCUGACGGAAAUCAUAACCGUGGUCACCAAUGCCGCGCGAGAAAUCAUGGGAUUUGGUGUCGUCUUCGGUAUGGUGUUUGGAGGGUAUGUCAUAUUUGGGUAUCUUAUAUUCGGACGUACCCUUUACGAAUACAGAAGUAUUUUCACCUCUUGGGGAACUUUGACAAACGCCUUGAUUGGUAAAAACAGUCUGGACACCAUGAUCAUGGCAGCCCCACAGCUCGCGCAAUUUUACUACUUUACAUACGUAUUCUGUGUUCUCUUUACACUCAUCACAAUGUUUGCUGCCAUACUUAACAAAAGUAUCAACGAAGUCAGAAGCGACGCGGUGCAGAAAGGUGACAUGUUUGGUAUUGUUGAUAUGCUAACCAAGUCCUUAAAGGAUAUCAUUGGUAUUGCAUACAAAGCAGAUGUGCCCGUCUCCAAAAAUACGGAAGCAAAGAAAAAGUACAUGCAAAGCAUUCCUAUGAAUGCUAAGUUUGAUGCUCCAAACAUACUGAGACUGGUGCGCACUACCCUGGGCGAAGUCAACAACGGAGAGGAAUUUGAUGGAAUUCAACCUUCCAAGAUGGAAAAUAAGAUGGUAGAAUGGGUCAACAUACGGAAAACUACAACCCAGAAGAUCUUCUCUUAAACAACAUGGAUCCGCCCCCACAAAACCGAUCAUCCUCGAGAGCCGAGACUCCUGGAAACAUCAGUCUGGCUUUCAGUGACGCCAAGUGUUAAUCUGAAAGUGGAGUACAUUGCAAAUUGUUAAAUCUAUUAGAACUGUGUUUUUACUUCUAAAUGCAGAAAUGGCGACCAGUGUGAUACAGUUUACAGUUACACAAUGGUGAUGGUGAAAAAUUAUCUAAACGUCUCAAUUCGCCCUUUUUUUUUAAUUUUUGGGUGGUGUUUUUUUUUAUAUAGUUGAUUAGAUAUCUUUUCAAGAAAAAAAGUUUUUGUUUUGCAUAAAGGAUUUCACGAGAUUGAAUUUUGCAAUUAGGCCUAUUGUAAUUACUGAGCACUGAUUAAACUAAUGAAGCAAAAAGCUAGACAGAUCUCACUAGAAUUGUAUAUUGAAAAUAGUUUGUAUCAUGACUUCGUAGUUCAUAUACUACUGUAUAAGAUGAAUUUCACUUCUUUAACUUUCUUUUAUAUAAACAACAAAUAUAUUAAUAUAUUUUUGAAAAGUAUAAACCGUUCGCGUUCUGCGCGAGUUUCAUGAACAACGUGUAUAUAUAUAUAUAUAUAUAUAUAUAUAUAUAUAUAUAUUUAUUCUGAAUCCAGAUCUUGACGUUUAUUCUGCUGUUUGAACUAUCCCUGGAAUGUCCAUGUUGGUCAGACAUCACGUGUUACUUAUAUUAGUUUAUAAAUGUAUAUACUUGUUUUUACUCUGUUUUGGCCCAUAUGGGUCAAAUAUGCACUUGUGAUAAAAUUAUAUGUUAUAAAAUGUUUUCCGUCCAAUUCCCUGAAGUUUUGUACAGGGGGCUGUAUCGCUUCCUUUCUGAACACGUGUUUUUCUCCUCGUGUCAGUGGUUCGAUAUUUCAUCAGAAAAAAGACACACAUGUUUCUACAAAACCGUUGUAUUUUCUUUAUUAAUGUAAUAAAGACAAAAAACGCUUAAACUAUAAGUUUAUCUUUGAAUUAAAACAAGGGUUGUUGUUGGGAUUUUCCCCCCAAACCUCGCAAACCACUGAUAUGAUUGCUGAUAAACAUACGAAGUUUUUUGAGGGUGACAAUGACGGAAUUUUGAUAUAAUAAGUGUGCUCUAAAUAGAUUCGAAUAAAGAACACAUUCCUUGAC
Messenger RNA from Ostrea edulis (European flat oyster), 10032 nucleotides. RefSeq lists its product as uncharacterized. Bases 136 to 8880 code for a protein of 2914 amino acids. Lineage: Eukaryota; Metazoa; Mollusca; Bivalvia; Ostreida; Ostreidae. The transcript is spliced from 27 exons. The record is from RefSeq and is a predicted model, not a curated record. Gene Ontology annotation, molecular function: calcium ion binding; protein binding. Gene Ontology annotation, cellular component: membrane.